GCCACGCGAUUAAUAAAUCUAAGAUUCUGGUUCCCCCUUCCUUUCAGCCAUUUUCCCCCUUCUUCUUCUCUGCUCCGCUUGGCCACCUUGCAGUAAUAUACUCCUAAAUCCUAAUAUAGUAAGUUCUCCCUCACUUCAAUAUUUUCUUCUUCCUCCACUCAAUUCAGUUUUGAAUGCUAUGCUGCGUCCCUUCAUUUUUCCUUAACAAAUGCAUAUUUAUAUUUUUGUGUUGUGAACAUUCCAACAAUAUUAAGAAUCAUUUAACAUUCUUUAUUUUUUUUAUCUCUCUUUUCGGGCUGUUACCUUGCAUAAAGAAUUUUUGUAUGUUGGCUUAUUCAUCGAUCAUCGCUUAAGUUGGAACAGUAGCAUUAGCUGUAAAUUGCCAAAUGCCAACGCUUGAGAAGAUUAUUUAUUGUUAGUUUCAACGACUGCCCUGUGCAGAAAUUAUAAUAUACUGAUGAAUAUUGAGAAAUGGUGUGCGGUGGUCUUAUUCUUAAACCUUAAUGAUCUCAUAAAAGAAACACAUGCUUUGACUUUAACUACUACAAUUUGUAGAUCAGUAGAUGUUAUUCCUUACAGUGUUGCUACUAUUACAAAGGCUUCGUAAUUUUGUUAAAUAAUAUUUAUUCAAAUGAAUAAGAUUUUAUUAUUGGUUAAAAAACAGACAUUAUAUUUUUUAACAUCUUUAAUAUAUUAAAUACCCAAUAUUUUAUUUUUAAUUUUUUAAUCAUUAUUGCAAAGAUAAAUUCCCAACUUUUAUAAAUGCAGGCAAUUUUUUUUUUCUUUCGGGGGUGAUUAGAAUUAUUUGAGUGGCACACGGCACGAAAAGGAUUUAAAAAAUAAUAGAAGUGCCCAAGUGUGGCUUCGUAUGGUUACAAAUCGUUAAAUAGAUUAUGUAUAGUUGUACACAUUGAAGCCUUCUAUAUGUUGCUCUGUUAUCUACUUUCUUGUAGAAUUUGAUUAAAAAGAAGCAUCCACCGUAAGCAUGUUCAACAGUGAGCUUCCACGAGUUGAGGGAAAAUAUGCUGCAGUUGUGGUCUGCUGGCUUCUUGGCAUAGGAUGUCUUUUGUCAUGGAACAGUAUGUUGACAAUAGAAGAUUACUACAUGGAAUUGUUUCCGAAAUACCACCCCUCUAGGGUGCUCACUCUUGUAUAUCAGCCAUUUGCUGUUGGAACACUUGCAAUACUGGCUUAUAAUGAGGCAAAACUCAAUACAAGAAUGAGGAUUCUGUUUGGAUAUAUUCUUUUUUUCAUAAGCACUUUGUUGGUGUUAAUUUUGAAUUUAGCAACAUCUGGUAAAGGAGGACUUGGACUUUUCAUUGGUAUAUGUGCAAUUAGUGGUGCUUUUGGAGUUGCAGAUGCUCAUGCUCAAGCAGGAUUGGUAGGAGACCUGUCCUACAUGCAACCAGAAUUCAUUCAGUCUUUCCUUACUGGUUUGGCAGCAUCCGGUGCAUUAACCUCUGCUUUGAGGUUAAUCACAAAGGCAGCAUUUGAGAAUUCUAAGGAUGGUCUUCGCAAGGGAGCAAUUCUAUUCUUUGCCAUAUCAACAUUUUUUGAGCUUCUUUGUGUUCUUCUCUAUGCAUAUAUUUUUCCUAAACUACCAAUUGUGAAGUACUACCGCUCAAAGGCAGCAUCAGAAGGAUCCAAAACUGUUUCAGCUGACCUUGCAGCUGGUGGCAUUCGGACACUACCUGGAGGAGACAGUGAAUAUACAAAGGAACCUGAGAGAAAAGGAAACAAGCAAUUGUUAUUGGAAAACAUCGAUUAUGCACUUGAUAUGUCCCUAAUCUAUGUGUUAACACUCUCUAUUUUCCCCGGUUUCCUGUCAGAAGAUACUGGAUCACAUAGUUUGGGCACUUGGUAUGCUCUCGUUUUAAUUGCAAUGUAUAAUGUGUGGGAUCUGAUAGGAAGAUACAUUCCAGUCUUGAAAUUCUUGAAGUUGGAGUCCCGAAAGUUGAUCACAGUAGCAAUUCUUAGUCGUUUUUUACUUGUUCCAGCAUUUUAUUUCACUGCAAAGUAUGGUGAUCAAGGUUGGAUGAUAAUGUUAACGUCCUUCUUGGGACUAUCCAAUGGUUACCUCACUGUGUGUGUUCUAACAGCUGCACCAAAAGGUUACAAGGGUCCAGAACAAAAUGCCUUGGGAAACCUAUUGGUUUUGUUUCUUGUUGGAGGGAUUUUUGCUGGGGUCACACUUGAUUGGCUGUGGUUAAUUGGUAAAGGGUGGUGAGAUCUCACUUGGGCAGAGUAAAGGUUCUGAGGCAAAAGAAUGAAGUGUUACAUGGUUUAAAGAAUGUUCUUUUGCUACUUCAAAAUAAUGAAUGGUUAAUUAAUGAAAACUUGUGAACUUCAGCGUUUAAAAUUGAAUUUAAACUUUUAAAAUAAUAAAUUUAUAUAUUUUUUUGGAAAAAUUUACUAUUUUUAAACCUUUUAACUUGGUUCUAAAAUUCCUAGUUAAUUUUAGUUUAUCGUUUGUUGUAAUCUAACAUUUGAUAAAAAGUAGUUUUCUCAUAGGGAGCCCCCGCAUCCAACAUCUGAUGAAAUGACAUUCUCUCUGUUCUUUUGGCAUAUUUAAAUUUGAUCUACAUUUUGGGC
Messenger RNA from Abrus precatorius (Indian licorice), 2592 nucleotides. RefSeq names its product equilibrative nucleotide transporter 3-like. NCBI's taxonomy places the organism in Eukaryota, Viridiplantae, Streptophyta, Magnoliopsida, Fabales, Fabaceae. Gene Ontology annotation, cellular component: plasma membrane. The transcript is spliced from 9 exons. The record is from RefSeq and is a predicted model, not a curated record. Gene Ontology annotation, molecular function: nucleoside transmembrane transporter activity. Gene Ontology annotation, biological process: nucleoside transmembrane transport. The coding region runs from base 986 to 2227 and encodes 413 amino acids.